CAGAACCUCGAGGCAGGGCGUUGCCUUCUUAAACUAACUCCUGACUCUGCCUGCAUCUAGCUUACAGCAGAAGACACACAAACCCCGAAGAGUGCGGGUGAGGCAGACAGCACCGUUGGUUGGACUUAAAGAUGGCCCCUUUUCAGACCAAUAAGGAUCUGAUCUCUACAGGAAUGAAGGAAUUUAAUGUUCUGUUGGAUCAGCAGGUCUUUGAAGACCCUCUUAUCUCUGAAGAAGACAUGAUGAUUAUAGUUGAUGACUGGAUGAGCUUGUACACCAAUUAUUACAAGAAGCAAGUGCUUGGGUCGCAGCAGGAGCAAGACAGUGCUCUGAAAGAACUUCAGCAAGAGCUGAGUACUUUGGGCAGCCAGUUUCUAGCCAAAUACAGGACCUUUCUGAAGUCCAAAGAGCCCUCAAGCAGUAAACUGCCUUCCUCAUAGCCUAAAGGUUCCAGGCAUUAUGUCUUAGAAACCCAAACUCUUGGCUCUGUGUUAUAUCUUCAGACCAUUCUCCCAUGAUGUUGCUGUAUUUUGACAUGUCAAUAAAGACCAAUACUAAUUUGUUGA
Molecule: messenger RNA, 566 nt
Organism: Grammomys surdaster
Lineage: Eukaryota; Metazoa; Chordata; Mammalia; Rodentia; Muridae
Gene: Ahsp
Product: alpha hemoglobin stabilizing protein
Exons: 3
Coding region: 132-440 (102 amino acids)
Biological process (GO): protein stabilization; protein folding; erythrocyte differentiation
Cellular component (GO): cytoplasm
Molecular function (GO): hemoglobin binding
Source: RefSeq, a predicted model, not a curated record